AUGACAAACUUAGAAAACAUCUGUGGCAAGUUUAACUCCUCAAUAGAGAAUAUGAAACUUAUAGUUUGCAAUGAACUUCAAAGUAUAGAUACAACAAAAGUUUUGAACUCAGAUGCUUUGAAGAGUCUUAUAACAGAUAAAGUUGGAGUUGUUGAAAGAAAGUAUAAAGACCAAAGAGUUUGUGAAAAUGUUGCAAACUUCAUUAUGGUUUCAAACAAUGCUGUUCCGAUGAAGUUAGAAAGUUCUGACAGAAGAUAUGUAGUUGUCAGAACGUCAGAUUCUCAUAUGCAAGAUACAGAAUAUUUUGACGACUUAGCAGAAACUUUGACAUCUGACUUUUACAACCACUUGUUCUCAUAUUUUAUGACAUUAGAUAUUUCAAAGUUCAAUCCAAGACAAAUUCCACAUACCGAAGAGAGACAAACAUUGUUAGAAGCAAACAAGAGUGUAUAUGAACUGUUCAUAGAUGAAACUGACUUUGAGUGUUUAGAUGAAAGGUCAUUGUACGAUUCGUAUAAACAAUAUUGUCAAGAAUAUGGUUAUAUGACAGCGUCUAAACGAACAUUCUUGGCAAAUGUCAAAAGUCUUUUAGAUGUUCAGAAUGGUGUAUAUACAAAGAAAAUUUUUUAUGAGUAA
Trichomonas vaginalis G3 is the source of this 636-nucleotide messenger RNA. RefSeq lists its product as uncharacterized. Bases 1 to 636 code for a protein of 211 amino acids. NCBI's taxonomy places the organism in Eukaryota, Parabasalia, Trichomonadida, Trichomonadidae. The record is from RefSeq and is a predicted model, not a curated record. The transcript has a single exon.